CCCAACCAAUCUAAGCAUCACAUAUAAUAUUCUCGUUUCCUUCGAGAGGCAUGUAUUUAAGGAAUCAACAUCGGAAGCUGAUUUGCCUAUACAUCCUCUGUGCGAGUUAUGGCCCAUUCUCAUCUUACAGAGCCAUCGAAUGUGCUUGAGCACCAGGAGAAAGGCCUGAAGGGCUUCGAUAUCCACAGCGCAGAGAGCGUAGAAGAGGCUCCCUCUCAAGAGUCUGAGCAGGUCAUCCGCGGGGCAGGAGACAUUACCAACUUGAUCAUAUCAGAUCAGGAUAAUCCUGAGCUCCCCGCACUGACCUUCCGUUUCUGGGUCCUUGGCAUUGGGCUAGCGACUUUUGGAUCUGUGCUAUCCGAAAUUUAUUUUUGGAAGCCCCAGAAUGCUGUAGUUUCGGCCUUAUUUCAACUGAUUAUAUCUUAUAUUCUGGGUAAUGCAAUGCAUUAUGCUAUGCCUUCGACAGGGAUUUGGCGCCACCUCAAUCCUGGGCCGUUUAACAUCAAGGAGCACACCUGCAUCACUAUUAUGGCGUCCACUGCAUCAGUUACAGCCAAUGCUAUUGGUAUAGUAGCAACACUUGAUCUGUUUUACGGCGUGACUUUGAAUCCUGGAGCCGCGAUCUUCCAAACGUUCGCAUCGCAGUUGAUUGGAUAUGGUUUUGCGGGGCUUCUAAGAACCCUCCUCGUAUGGCCAACUUACGCAUUGUUUCCGAACCAGCUCCCAUCAAUCUCUCUUCUGCAAUCCAUGCACUUCAGUGGUUUACUCAACCGCAAGAAGAUGAAGUACUUCUGGAUUGUCUUUUGGGCUAUCUUUUGUUGGGAAAUCAUUCCGACUUGGAUGUUUCCCCUUCUAACGGCGUUCUCUGUUAUUUGCCUGGCCGAUAAUGGUCGCUCGCCUGUUAUUCGCAAUAUCUUUGGUGCGGGAGGGUCCAACGAAGGUCUAGGUCUGCUGUCAUUCGGCUUUGACUGGACCUUGAUCACACAAGCGUAUCCUCUAUAUUGGCCUCUGCAGACUCAAGUCUCUUCCUGGAUUGGGCUGGGAUUGGGUUAUGCUCUGUUGGCCGGAUGCUAUUAUACAGACGUGUUCCAGGGGUAUUCGAGGGGGUUACCGUUCAUGUCAACUGCCUUAUUCAGUGGUAAUGGCUCAUCGUACAACCAAUCCGCGAUCCUUGGCUCCAACAAUCAACUCGACCCGGAAAAGUAUGCUGAAGUUGGACCCCCAUUCAUGACAACAACCUACGCAGUAUCCUUGCUUAUGACCUAUGCUUCCAUGGGAGCAGCAUUUUCCCACAUAUUGUUGUGGCACUGGACAGAGCUAUGGGAAGCUUUCAGAGGCUUCAACUUCUUAAAGUCAGGGCAGGAUUUUGACGAUAUUCACUUUCGACGAAUGAAAGUGUAUAAAGAGGUUCCACAAUUGUGGUACGGUUCUCUUUUCAUCGUGUCAUUGGGCCUAGCGAUUGGUAUGGCGUACGUUGGCAUUAACACCCUGCCGUGGUGGUCUGUCCUACUUUUUACCGUCAUCGCAUUCAUUCUCGCCGUCAUCCUUGGUUUCAUAUACGCUGUGACAGGAUUCCAGCUCUCCACCGGAGGUUUUGUACAAGUCAUUGCUGCAUACGUCCACCCUCAGCAACCGAUUCAGAACAUGUAUGCAAAGUUGUACGGUUACAACACUGGUUAUCAGACAUUCGCCAUGCUGUCCGAUUUGAAGCUAGGACAAUAUGCGAAAGUACCACCAAGAGCUACUUUUGUUGCGCAAGUCAGCGGCACGAUCCUUGGGGCCAUUUUCAAUUAUGUCCUCUAUAAGUCUAUCGUAGGCGCGCACAGAGCCGAUUUGAUAAACCCGAUCGGAACGCGUAUAUGGUCAGGGUGGAACUCACAGGAGAUCAACUCAGCAGCAAUUACAUGGGGUGCUCUGAGUGCGGAGCUAUACAGCCCAGGUAAAACUUACUUUCAGAUCCCUCUCGGACUUCUAUACGGGUUUGUCGCUCCUUUCUUGUUCUAUGGCAUGCAUCGCCUAUUCCCAAGACAACGGAUCUGGUCUUACCUCAACAUGCCAAUUAUAUUCACGUAUCUUGGUUGGCUUCCAUUCUCGGUCAAUGGGAUGUGGUGGCCAGGGUUCAUCAUCGGGUUGUAUACGCAAUGGUGGGUCAGGACCAGGAAGCCAAGAUGGUACAAUAAAUACAACUAUUUGACCUCGGCCGCUUUGGACGGAGGUGCGUCCAUCGUUUACUUCAUCCUUAAUUUUGCGGUGUUCGGUGAGUUCUCUGUUCGCAAGUCGGCACCGUUGUACUCACUCCACUUAAGGGGCAGGAGGAAGUGCCGUAAGCUUCCCUACGUGGUGGGGAAAUCCAGAUCCGAGCGUUAUCAGUGUCGAUCAUUGCAUGGCCGCCACCUUUUCAUGACGUGGUUACAAGUGAUCAGCCUCCUUGCUCUGACGAAGUAUAUUUGAUAGCUUUGUUAAAAUGCAAUAGGUUCAUGUAUUUGAGGUUUCUCAACUAUCAUACCAAUCCAAUGCUGGUUAGAGGUGUUCUUUUGCGCU
Suillus subaureus is the source of this 2541-nucleotide messenger RNA. Its product is annotated as OPT oligopeptide transporter protein-domain-containing protein. The record is from RefSeq and is a predicted model, not a curated record. Gene Ontology annotation, biological process: transmembrane transport. The transcript is spliced from 21 exons. Lineage: Eukaryota; Fungi; Basidiomycota; Agaricomycetes; Boletales; Suillaceae. The coding region runs from base 109 to 2451 and encodes 780 amino acids. Gene Ontology annotation, molecular function: oligopeptide transmembrane transporter activity.